CGUUCGUUUGCAGCAUCGCGGUCUAUCUUACCUCCGGCUUCAGGUCCAAUGCAUAGCCCUCAACUGAUCGGAUAACCUCGGGCUGGUCACCUUUUCGCUCUCAGUUUUGCAUACUGGUCCAUCACGAAGUGAAGGUAUAUAACGGAGAUUUUACUCAAAUCUCCAAUCCGGGUUUGAUCAUGGCGCAGUCGGUAGCUGGCGGUUAUCCCCAGCCACCCUCUUCCCCUCCUCCGGUGUAUCUCCGUUCUUCCCCUCCCAUCCCCCCCGUGCAUCGUGAAAUGGCCCGACGCGACAGCUCCAAUCACCUAUCGAGCACAAACCCUCGCCGGAAGUCGCUGCCGGUCCCCUCAUUAACGGCGCAAAAUGAGAGACAAAGUCAACCAUACUCGGUUCCACGAGUGAGAAUUCAAGGCGAGAGUGACCAGCCCGUGGUGCACGUUCACGAUGAUGAGACGGACCUGCCUACGGAUUCGUUUGCUAAUUUAUCCGUCUCGGAGGAGCCUCAGGCGCAUGAAAAGAGCAUCAACGGGUCAUCCCCCCACCAGGCGGAUAUGCAUGGAGCCCCGCGGCCACCAGAACAUGCGACAUACGGGCACACACCCACCAGCAGCGCCUCGUGGUCGGUGGUAGAUCCCCAGGCUCAAGACGAUAGUCUGGCAAAUACCAGCACAUCAUCCUUGGACCAAGGUGCCGCCAAGGACAGUGAAACCAGUUCCCCGCGGGACAGUCUCGACAGCGCAGGACAAACAUCGGAAUUCUGCGAGCCACUGCACUACCACCAUCGCCCUUAUGAAGCUCCUCAGCCCACCAAUCCGUCAUCAUCCAGUGGCUCGACCGAAAAUCUUCCCAAAGCGAACAGUCGGCCAGGUGCCAAGCAUCGCUCGCAAUCGACGUACUCGAUCGGUUCGGACCUGGGUGACAGGCGGAGGUCUUCCCAGCCCUCCCCAUACCUCCUCGCCAAUGGAGCAUCCAGGGACUCUAGCGUAUCUCCGGACGUCCGGCCCGUGUCAUUUGUCGAACAGCUUAACAGUUGUUAUCCUCAACCCGGCCCUGCGCCUGUACAAUUCGGCAAUUCCCAUCUGCAAUCCGCCGUCGGUAAUAAUGCCUCCUUGCUCAGUCACAAACAAACUUUUGAUAUGUAUCUGGCCAACGUCAAGAAAACUGAUGACCCGGCGAUUCAAUAUGAGUUUGCGAUUUUCAUGGUCAAUGCGAUGCUAGAAAUGCCUCCUGACGGGGUGCAAGGCCAAACGGCCGUGGAAAUCACUCGCGCAAGCCUGUUGCGAGAGUCCAAGUCAAUCCUCCAGCGUCUGUCAGACCGCAGCUAUCCCUUUGCCCAGUACUAUCUGGCUGACGGGUACGCCUCGGGGUUGUUCAACAAAGGAAAUGAGGAUUACGAUCGGGCAUUCCCAUUGUUCCUGGCGGCAAGCAAACAUGGACAUGUUGAAGCAUGUUAUCGGACGGCGCUGUGCUACGAGUUCGGAUGGGGUACCCGAGUUGAAGCCACCCGAGCGCAGCAGUUCUACCGCCAAGCCGCAUCCCGAAACCAUCCGGGUGCCAUGUUACGGAUGGCCAAAGCCUGUCUGGCCGGUGACAUGGGGCUGGGAAAGCGGUAUCGGGAAGGAAUCAAGUGGAUGAAGCGUGCCACGGACUCCUCCGAUGUGCAGUACAAUUCCGCUCCUUAUGAGUUGGGACUCUUACACGAAUCGGGCUAUGGCGAUGACGUAUUUCCCGAUCCUUCCUAUGCAGCCCAGCUGUUUACCCAAUCGGCGGAUUUGGGCCAUGUGGAGGCCAGCUAUCGCUUGGGUGAUGCGUAUGAGCAUGGCAAACUCAACUGCCCUCGGGACCCGGCUUUGUCAAUUCAUUUCUAUACGAAUGCUGCGCAGGGCGGACAUCCUCUGGCCAUGAUGGCACUAUGUGCCUGGUACCUCAUUGGCGCAGAGCCUAUCCUCGACAAGGAUGAGGAUGAAGCAUAUGAAUGGGCCAAGCGUGCGGCGGAGACCGGCCUUACGAAGGCGCAAUAUGCAGUGGGGUACUUUACGGAGACCGGUAUCGGCUGUCGGCGAGAUCACCUGGCCGCCAACGCUUGGUAUGUAAAGGCAGCCGAACAAGGCGACGUGCGGGCCAAGCACCGCAUUGCUGCCAUUCGAGCCGCUGCCGACGGGAUCAAGCCUGAAAAGGCCAUAUCGGAUGCUGCAAACCAGGAAAAGAAGACAGGAAAGACGAAGCGAUUUCGUAUAUUCUAAGUGAUCUACUACUACCUUGAGGGCACACAUGCAUCUCAAUACAUCUUACCUAAACCAUCUGUUGGACAAGGCAUCUACACAGUCAUUGGGCGCACAUACUGGCAUUUCUUCUUUUUGAUUUAGUCAAGCG
Molecule: messenger RNA, 2373 nt
Organism: Aspergillus ibericus CBS 121593
Lineage: Eukaryota; Fungi; Ascomycota; Eurotiomycetes; Eurotiales; Aspergillaceae
Gene: chs3
Product: putative chitin synthase activator (Chs3)
Exons: 3
Coding region: 180-2243 (687 amino acids)
Molecular function (GO): protein binding
Source: RefSeq, a predicted model, not a curated record